AUGACCAUAGUCGCCAAACCGCCGCGAGACGUUCGGCGGCGACAGGAAAAGUUUGGUACUUCCAGCGGCUCGUCUGCGUCGUCCACAGCCGCCGCGGCGCCCAUCAAGAUCCGUCCGGCGUUCACCGUGACUCGGCCCGACUCCCCCGGACCCUCGUCCUCCUCCAGCCCCCCGUCCAGCGGCCCCCGGAACCCUUUCUCCAGCAGCGCCUCUGCGGCCCGCGACAAACCACUGGUCAAAAAAAUCGCUCCUAUGAUGGCGAAAACUAUCAAAGCCUUCAAGAACCGCUUUUCCCGACGAUAG
This is a messenger RNA of Knipowitschia caucasica, 303 nucleotides long. The record is from the annotation of a GenBank genome assembly. NCBI's taxonomy places the organism in Eukaryota, Metazoa, Chordata, Actinopteri, Gobiiformes, Gobiidae.